GCCGCCGCCGCCUCACCCCGGGCGCCGGGCCCGGCCUUGCCAAACCGUGGGUCCGCCCCCGCCCCCGGGUCCCGCUCCGCCUCCCCCGGCGGCUCCUCCCAGCGCGGGCAAGCGGCGGAGGAGGUGGUGGAGGUGGGAGGUUUCCCGCCGAGGCGGCGGGGUGAGGCCUGCGGGAGGGCGGGGGGCUUGAGGCACUGAGGAGAAGCGGGGGCUCUCCCCCGGAGGCGCCGGGAAAGCCGAACCGCAGGGGUCGGUGCUGGGGCUGGGUUUUCCCCCUGGGCGGUGUGUCACCCCCCGGCGGCUCUCGGUUCUCCUUUCCCCGGUCGGUGGGUUCAGGGGAGGGCAGGGGCCCGGCCCGGUCACCGAGUUUCCCUCAGGCGGCGGGGGAGAAGCCGGCGGAGGCUCCGGAAAGAUGCAGUUCUUGGGCCGGCUGGUGAACACCAUCAACACCGUCACGCAUAUAUUCACGAACCCGUACCGGGUGAAGGAGGUGUCGGCUGCCGAGUACGCGGCUCACACCUGCCUGAGGAAGGAGGGCAGGGUGGCCCUGUAUAAGAACAGCCUCGCUCGCUCCUGGGAUUGCCUGCUGGUGAAUCCCCAGAGCCCGCUGGUCGCUUUCCGGCUUUUCCAACUCGACAACGAAGCAGACGCCCUCUUGCUUUUUGAGCAAUAUGCUGGGAAGCUGCGCCCUUUCUAUGAGAGCUUGUGCCAGCCCUUGUCUCUAGAGGAUCUCCAGCAGCUCAGUGACUGCUUCCGCAACCACCCCAGCUGGUCCUCGGCACACGUUGCGGUGGAGUUUGGGCGUCGCGAGACCUUCCGGCACAACCACGUUCAGAGCUGCGUGAACAGCACGGACAGUGAGGAUGGCUGCACCCCGCUGCACCUGGCGUGCCGCAAGGGAGACAUGGAGUGCCUGCUGGAGCUGCUGGAGUGCCACGCGCGGGUGGACGUCACCGACAGGAACGGGGAGACCGUUUUCCAUUACGCUGUGCGAGGGAACAGCCCCCAGAUCAUCGAGCUCCUGGGCAAAACCCCGACUACUGGCUUGGACCACGUGAGCCAUGAAGGGAUGACUGCUCUGCAUCUUGCUUGUCAGCUGGGCAAGGAGGACAUGGUCCGGUCUCUGCUGAAAAGCCAUGCCAGCUGCAGAGUCAUGGGGACGCUGGGCUACCCCAUCCACACAGCACUGAAGUUCUCCCAAAAGGGGUGUGCCCAGGCCAUCCUCGAGGUGGAUGCCAGCCAGGUUCGCUCCAAGGACCCGCGCUAUGAAGCUACUCCGCUGCACUGGGCGAAGAAGCCAGAGAUGACACGGCUGCUGCUGGAGUAUGGCUCCGAGGUGAAUGUGACCAGCCGGACGGCUGACAUGGCUCUGCACAUCGCAGUGAAGAGGGGACGCUUCGACUGCGCCAUGGUGCUGCUGACACACGGGGCACACACCAAUGCCAGGGGUCAGGAUGGCAACACGCCGCUGCACCUGGCCAUGAAGCAUGACCACCUGGAUAUGAUCAAAGCCAUCGUCGUGUUUGGAGGAGAUGUCGAGAUCCCCAAUGAUUUCGGGGAGACACCGGGGCUGUUGGCAGCCAGGAGCAGCAAAGGUGCGAACCGGAAAGUGCUCUUAGACCUGCUGCAAACCGUAGGGACCGAACGCUGCCACCCACCCAACCCUGACUCCCCCAGCCUGCCACCAUCUGCCGCCUUAUUCCUGGAAGGCCCACCUUCCUCGCGGAGCAGCUUCGACAGCUUAGGAUACAAGGACCUUCUGUAUGUUUCCACAGCGCUUGGACAGUUUUUGAAGGCACCAGAUGCUGUGGACUCACCCAGUGACGGUAGAAGAAAUCACGACCGCCUCCUGUGCCUGGAUGGAGGGGGCAUCCGGGGACUGGUGCUCAUCCAGCUCCUCCUGGCUAUCGAAAAGGCUGCGGGCCGCCCCAUCCGUGAGAUUUUUGACUGGAUCGCGGGGACCAGCACUGGGGGAAUCUUGGCCUUGGCUAUUGUACACGGGAAGUCCAUGGACUACAUGCGCUGCCUGUACUUCCGCAUGAAGGACAUGGUGUUCCGGGGUUCUCGGCCCUACGAGUCGGAGCCCCUGGAUGAGUUCUUGAAGAAGGAGUUUGGGGAAAACACCAAAAUGACAGAUGUCCGAAAACCCAAGGUUAUGGUGACGGGGACAUUGUGUGACCGGCAGCCAGCUGAGCUCCACCUUUUCCGGAAUUACCCUGUACCAGAGACAAAAACCUCCACUGAAUACAAGACAAGCGCAUCUUUCAAACCACUCACUCAGCCAGAAGACCAACUCGUGUGGCGUGCUGCCCGCUGCAGCGGCGCCGCUCCCACUUAUUUCCGGCCCAUAGGCCGCUUUCUGGAUGGCGGGCUGCUGGCCAACAACCCGACCCUCGAUGCCAUGGCGGAGAUCCACGAGUACAACAAGACGCUGAUCAAAAAGGGUCAGAGGCAGGAAGUAAGAAAAUUGGGGUUGGUGGUCUCCCUGGGGACAGGGAAGCCUCCGCAGGUCCCGGUGAGCUCUGUGGAUGUUUUUCGUCCCUCCAACCCUUGGGAGCUGGCGAAGACAGUCUUUGGGGCCAGGGAGCUUGGCAAGAUGGUGGUGGAUUGUUGCACUGACGCAGAUGGCCCAGCUGUGGAUCGUGCCAGGGCCUGGUGCGAGAUGACGGAUGUCCCAUAUUUCCGGCUCAGCCCUCAGUUGCACACGGAGGUGAUGCUGGAUGAGGUGAAUGACACCGUGCUGGUGAACGCUCUCUGGGAUACCCAGCUUUACAUCUACCAGCAGCGGGAGCAGUUUGAGCAGCUGGUGCAACAUCUCUGCCGAUGACUGACCUGGAGGUUCCUGUUCAGCAUCCCCAUGGCAAGGAGCAGGAGACGCUGAAAUGGCUUGGAUUUGCCCUUGAAGCAAGAUGUUGAGGUGGGGGAGGGACUACUACUACUGCUACUAAUGAGGAAUUAAUGAUAUUUAAUAGACGACAGCACACAUACGCACAUAUUCCAGGGCACACCCAUAUAUUCCCAGACAGCUGUGAAAUGCCGACAGAUGUUUUCAUACUGUAGCCCCAUCUCUGCUGCUGUGCUUGGUUUUGCUGCCCUGCUUUCUGACCGUACAGCCCCUCCCAGAAGCCAGAGCCCCCACCUACCUCUCUUGAGCUGUAGCAGAUGGAGUGUGUCUCCUGCCUGUGCAGCACCUCCACUGACAAAGCACCGUGCACCUUCUCACGUCACAGAAUGGGCCCAGGCCAGGUAAAGCUUCAGAGGUGACUUGACCCGCUGGGGCCAAGGUGUUUCAAAGUGUGUAGCACAGGGAAAAGGGAUUAUUCUUCCCUCAACAUGCCCAGUUUGAAGGGGAGCAGAAAUGCUGCAACUUUUCCACAGUAGAUGUGACGCAGAAUGUUGCGACUGGCCUUGGGAGAAGGGGGAACCUUUCCUGAACUUUGUCUUCUGUAGCACCUUCCCCGUUCCCUUCCGAGAUGGGCUGGCGACACAGGUACAGACUGCGCCCAGGGUGAGAGCAAACCCCCCCCAGAGACUGUUUUGUGCCUCCUGACUUGCUGUGCUGCUUUUUGCUCAAGGGCUGAGAUGUGAAAGCCCAUCUUUAUGCACAGCAAGCUCAAGAUGAGGGACCUGCCAAGCCUUGGCUUGGUAGAGGUACUGUUUCUCUUAAUGUGAAAUUGACAUGCUCUGAAAUCAGUUCCCACCAAAGAAGCUGACCCUGUGACAAUUUGGAUUUACCUUUUUACCUCUGGAAAUCCCCUUGUGAAUGCUGCACUCUUCAAUGUUUCUGCAGUAAAUUUUGCAUAUUUAUAAAUAAUUUAUGUAUCUAUUUGGAGGUGUUUUGAGGAAUAACCUGGAAAACUGAAUUCUUAAUUGUUUGCUUUUGACUGGAUGGACUGCUGUUGUGAACAGCGCUUCUAUGCAAGACUAACAUGACCUGAAAUAAAGAGGGGGUUGGCUUUGGUUCCACUGUCAUGCA
Molecule: messenger RNA, 3976 nt
Organism: Calidris pugnax (ruff)
Lineage: Eukaryota; Metazoa; Chordata; Aves; Charadriiformes; Scolopacidae
Gene: PLA2G6
Product: phospholipase A2 group VI
Exons: 16
Coding region: 413-2827 (804 amino acids)
Biological process (GO): cardiolipin acyl-chain remodeling; positive regulation of ceramide biosynthetic process
Cellular component (GO): mitochondrion
Molecular function (GO): protein binding
Source: RefSeq, a predicted model, not a curated record